GGCUUUCAAUCGCAAAAUUAAAUAUUGAUUGACGAGGCUCCUCGGCUCCUCUAAAAGGUGUCGUUUUUGGUGGGACCUGAAGGUCUAGCCUUGUCUCUUCUUAAACUAGCUGCACGGCCCUUGUUCACUAAUUUCCACUUGGACCCCCCAGAUUAUUCGAUACACCUACGGCCGAAGUCGCGUCUGAGAACGUGGCUUCUACUUCUUUCUUUCUUUCUUUUUUAUUUUUUUAUUUUUCUCUUUUUUUUUUCUUUCCCCCCCGCAAUAAGCUAACCACUUCGACUGUUUACUUGAUCCCGACGGGAUGAUAACCAUUGCGAGCUUAAUUUAACAGGACCUCUUUCAACAAAGCAUGAGAGAUGUCAAGUUCCGCAACGCCUGCGCUACCUUUGCAUAAUGCUCAGGCCUCCGACUUGAGACCUCCAUCUUCAACGCCAACGGGGGUACGCUCCACCACAUCUACUUCAACAUCUACAUCAACAUACUCGCUAUUAGACCCUCAGGAAACCGCUGAACGCCUACAAACCUCUCUUACCCAUGGACUUACGCCUGCAGAAGCCGAAGUUCGGUUAAUACAAGAUGGACCUAACGAAUUGCCGCACGAAGAACCGGAGCCCCUGUGGCUCCGGUUCCUCAAACAAUUCCGGGAGACCUUGAUUCUACUUCUUCUGGCGUCGGCAGCAAUCUCUUUCUUUAUGGGCAAUUUCGAUGAUGCAGUCAGCAUCACUCUCGCGGUCACUAUUGUUGUAACAGUUGGAUUUGUUCAAGAGUACCGAUCGGAAAAAUCCCUGGAGGCAUUGAGCCGCCUGGUACCACAUCAUGCGCAUUUGAUCCGCGAUGUUCCUCUCCCGAACACCCCUCCUAUUGGAAGUUCAAUAUCACCAUUUACUAGUGCAGAGUUCGAGCUACAGGAACUCAAAAACAGGAGUCCAGACUCAGUUUCCGCUGCUGUCAAGGCCUCCACUACUGUUCCGGCCAGUGAGCUAGUUCCUGGUGACUUGGUUCUGUUUACAGUUGGAGACCGCAUACCGGCGGACAUACGCAUUACCACAGCUACUGAUCUGACCAUCGAUGAGUCAAACCUGACUGGCGAGAACGAACCCGUUGCGAAAUCGCCUAACGCAAUUCGCGGCCCAAAGAGUCAAGCCACAUACUCACACAAGAUCAUCACCCCCCCCCGGUCUCCGUUCUAUGAUGCCCCGGCCAGUGGCGCUGUGGGGGCUGACAUCCGCUUAAAUGAGCAGCACAACAUUGCCUUUAUGGGGACGUUGGUUCGGUCAGGAUAUGGACAAGGUGUUGUCAUAGGGACGGGUGCGAAGACUGAGUUUGGCAGUAUCUCUGCUUCACUGCAGGAGAUUGAGAGUCCUCGAACGCCACUUCAACUGUCAAUGGAUCGUCUGGGUCAAGAAUUAAGUUACGUCUCAUUUGGCGUGAUCGGGUUGAUUGUAGUGAUAGGGUUGAUACAGGGCCGAAAGCUUCUCGAUAUGUUCACUAUUGGCGUUUCUCUCGCAGUCGCUGCCAUUCCGGAAGGCCUUCCUAUUAUCGUGACGGUUACGCUUGCUUUGGGCGUGUUGCGCAUGGCCAAGAGGGGGGCCAUCAUGCGAAGACUCCCCAGCGUCGAGACCUUGGGUUCUGUAAAUGUUGUCUGCAGUGAUAAGACAGGAACUCUCACGCUCAAUCAUAUGACAGUCACAAAAAUGUGGCACUUCGACUGUCCUGAGCCAUUCGAGGUUCACAACGAUAUCAGUUCACUGACCCCUGGGCCUGCAGCCCGAACUGUUCUUCGGGUCGGUAAUAUUGCCAAUAAUGCCAGGCUUUCGCGCGUGCAUGCAAAUUCACCUGCCACUGCGUCUUCUGCUGCGGUAUUAUCUUCCACUGAUGAUAGGGCUCCCGGGACCAUUAGGAGUAGGUGGGUUGGCCAACCCACUGACGUUGCUAUCCUCGAUUUGUUAGACACUUUUGGGGAGGAUGAUGUGCGCGAUCGUAUUAGCACCCGCGUCGCCGAGACUCCUUUCAGCUCUGAGCGCAAGUGGAUGGGUGUGGUCAUUGGCAGUGGCACUGGCGAGUCAAGUAACAUGGCCUACAUCAAGGGUGCUCUCGAGCAAGUUCUGAAACGUUGUGAUACAUAUUUGACAAAAGAUGGACGUGAAGUUAUAUUGGAUGAGCCGCGACGUGAAACAGUGAGACAGGCCGCUGAGCAUAUGGCGUCAGAGGGUCUAAGAGUGUUGGCUUUCGCCAGUGGACCAGUGAGAGACACAUCAAGAGGUAGACCUUUUGGAAGUAGAACAAGCACUCCGGUUGCUAGAACUACCCCGGGCGAGGAGGAUGAUCGAUAUAGUGGACUGGUCUUUUCAGGACUUGUAGGGAUGAACGAUCCUCCCCGCAAGGAUGUUCACAAGUCCAUCAGACGCCUUAUGGCUGGGGGUGUACGCAUUAUCAUGAUUACGGGAGACGCAGAGACUACGGCAGUUGCAAUUGCAAAGAAAUUGGGCAUGCCGGUUAGUGGUGUUGCCGGGUCGCAUCCUGUCAUAACCGGUGAGGAGAUCGAUCGUAUGAGCACCACAGAGCUGGCACAAGCCUUGUCCUCCACGUCUAUCUUCGCUCGUACGAGCCCAGACCACAAGAUGAAAAUCGUACGUGCCUUGCAGUCCCGAGGAGAUGUUGUGGCCAUGACAGGCGAUGGUGUGAAUGAUGCACCGGCCCUAAAGAAAGCAGACAUUGGCAUCUCGAUGGGUAAACUGGGCACAGAUGUUGCCAAGGAGGCAGCAGAUAUGAUCUUGACGGACGAUGACUUUUCAACAAUACUUCGAGCCAUUGAGCAGGGCAAGGGGAUCUUUUACAAUAUUCAGAACUUCAUUACAUUCCAGCUCAGCACCAGCGUUGCGGCGUUAAGUCUUGUGCUAUUGAGCACUACUCUUGGCUUCAAGAACCCACUGAAUCCCAUGCAGAUCUUAUGGAUCAAUAUACUCAUGGAUGGGCCCCCGGCGCAGUCCUUGGGUGUGGAGCCUGUUGAUCCGUCGAUUAUGUCACGGCCCCCGCGACCCAGAACGGCGCGAGUGCUAACGAAGCCGCUCAUCCAACGAGUACUUACUUCCGCAUUGAUGAUCAUGCUAGGCACACUUGCCAUUUACGUAUAUGAAAUGGGCGAUGUCGAUGAUGAGCUCAACCCAGGUAAACGCUCCCGUGUCGUAACCGCUCACGACACAACCAUGACCUUCACCUGUUUUGUGUUAUUCGACAUGUUCAACGCCCUGACAUGCCGCAGCGAGGGCAAAUCUGUGCUCCGGGGCGAGAUCUCUCUGUUCGGAAACAAAAUGUUCAAUUAUGCCGUUCUUGGGUCACUUGCCGGGCAGGCUUGUGUGAUUUAUUUGCCAUUCCUACAGCGAGUCUUCCAGACGGAGCCACUCAACCUGGCUCAUCUAUUUAAGUUACUGUGUAUCUCGAGCACGGUGUUUUGGGUGGAUGAAGCCCGAAAAUACUACCACUCAAUAAAGCGGCGACAGGCCGUUGGAGUGGGGUACAGUGUGAAUGUCUAGAUGUGGCUUGGUAUGGGUUUUGCAUCUGUUGUAUAGAGGAGGCCAUAUAGAGAAUUAUUGGUUUUUACCUACCAGACCAUACCUACGUAAGCAAUUAAUGUAGGUGGGUGGGAACAGGGGACCUUGUGCACGCGUGCGUUAAGGGAAAUUUGUUUCAACAGAUGAUGAAUGCAAGGGAUGGAAAUGGGGGAGGAGAGAGAAACAAGGGGAAAAG
Messenger RNA from Aspergillus alliaceus, 3750 nucleotides. RefSeq names its product Ca(2+)/Mn(2+)-transporting P-type ATPase PMR1 (gene pmr1). The record is from RefSeq and is a predicted model, not a curated record. NCBI's taxonomy places the organism in Eukaryota, Fungi, Ascomycota, Eurotiomycetes, Eurotiales, Aspergillaceae. The transcript has 3 exons. Gene Ontology annotation, molecular function: P-type calcium transporter activity; ATP hydrolysis activity; ATP binding. Gene Ontology annotation, biological process: manganese ion transport; intracellular calcium ion homeostasis; calcium ion transmembrane transport. Gene Ontology annotation, cellular component: Golgi membrane; endoplasmic reticulum; plasma membrane. Bases 360 to 3536 code for a protein of 1058 amino acids.